AUGUUCAGCAGAUCCCAUAGAUCUCGCAACAGCAAGGCCCAGGGUUUUGCAAACGACCAGGACCGCAAGUCACCCAGCCUCCACCGGUCGUUAUUUUCUGAGCUCGGGCUCGGUGGCUCCAACUCGUCGACCGCGCGGUUUGGCGGGAGCAGCGCACGGGGGGCCGACUACGGCCGACCGACCUACGAUUACGCUAGCAGCACUGCUUCCGCACGCUCCUACGCCGCUUCUGCAUCAUACGCCGAGAAGACUACCCCAACUCCUACGCCAUCACAUUGGGACGACCAACAAGGACGGCCUGGCCCCACUGGGCAUAGUGGACAUGAUAGGCACGGUGGGCACCUCGGGCCCGGUGGGCAGGCAGGACCUGGUGGGCAUGCCGGACCCGGCGGGCAUAGCGGGCAUAGCGGGCACAACGGGCAUAACGGGCACAGCGUUCACAGCGGUCACAGCGGCCAUGGUCCGCACGGCGGUUUGCGAGACGGCCCGCCUAGAAGCAACCUGCGUGACAAUCGCGAUAACCGUGACGCUGCGUCAUCAGAGCAUCGUUAUCACGGGCAACGACAUGUGCGGAGUGAUAGUGAGGCCACGGGCGUGGCGUCCUCGGGGGGAUACCCGGAGACAACCCAGAGCGGGCCGCCACGACGACACGACUACGACGUCCAAGCCAUGGAAACGUCGCUAUCAAGUCCCCGGGCGGUAACACGAAACCCUAUCCCAGCCCCAACGGUGACAGUUCGCUCCGAGUUUCCGACAAUCAGCCGGUCACGACAGCAACAAACGCUUACUUGCCUCGUCACCAUUGAGGUACCGGACAGCAACUGGCGGCCAGACCCCGAGGACCUGCAGAGUGCACCCCCACCUUUAGCGCCGCCGAAGGUGGAAGAACCGAUACGGGCGCCAUCUCCUGCUCGCAGCGCCCCCCGAUUUUAUCCUUACGAGUCCCCCGAGGUGCUUCUUGAGAUGACCGAGAACCUGCGGAGCCGCGUGGAUAACUGGCAUGGCCUGGACUUUGGUCGGUUUGGAAAGCUUCGCCUCUACGGGACCCUUCGCGUUGGCAAGGACAGGAAGUCAUGGCAGGAGCUAGAGUGUUUCCUCUUCGCUGAGAUGCUCAUCUGCGUCAAGGAGAAGAAGCACCCACAACCACAGCAGGAACAAUGGGGAGACGAUGCCUCGCGCAAAGCGGUCCGCUGCACGCUCAAGGGGUCUAUUCUCAUCAAGAAGCAUCUCAAUGAGGUGUCGGAAACUGGCCAUGUCGACGAGAACGUUCUAACACUCAGCCUGUCGGUCGCCGAGCUGCCCCAGUUUCACCUCCGGUUCGAAAACCGGAACCAGCUCAAACUAUGGCAGCAAGCCCUGCUCGACCUCAACGCAGUCGAGACAUCACCGGUCCGCAGCCCUGACUACGACCGAGGCGAAUUUUCCGAGACGGAGGAGGAAGAGUGGCAACGGGCCGGCCGGCCACAACGCGUGUCAUCGAUGGGCUCGUCGUGGGGUGGUGCGAAAUCGGCUACAACUGCUCCGACCGAGUACACCAGUCUUGCCCGCAGCCCGCUGCUACCUUCGAUUCACGUGCCUGUCGACGUGGUGGUCGUGGUCCCCAUCUCAGCUUCCAUGCAGGGGGUCAAGAUCAACCUCGUUCGGGACGCUCUCCGGUUCAUGGUGCAGGCGCUCGGGGAACGCGACCGCAUGGGUCUCGUGACGUUUGGGUCUUCAGGUGGCGGUGUCCCGAUCGUCGGCAUGACCACCAAGGCAUGGUCCGGCUGGGGCAACGUGCUCAGCUCCAUCAAACCCGUGGGACAGAAGAGUCACCGUGCAGAUGUCGUCGAAGGCGCUAAUGUGGCCAUGGAUCUGCUGAUGGGUCGCAAGUUCAACAAUCCCAUCGCCACGAUUAUGCUCAUCAGCGACGCCUCAACAUCUGAUACUGACAGCGUCGACUUCGUUGUUUCUCGGGCUGAGGCUGCUAAAAUCACCAUUCACUCCUUCGGCUUGGGUAUGACACACAAGCCCGACACGAUGAUUGAGCUUUCGACCAGGACAAAGGCGUCAUAUACGUACGUCAAGGACUGGAUGAUGCUCCGAGAGUGUCUUGCUGGUUGUCUCGGCUCGAUGCAGUCGCUGUCGCACCAGAAUGUCAAGCUGAAGCUGAGGCUUCCCGAGGGAUCGCCAGCCAAGUUCCACAAGAUAAGCGGCGCGCUCCAGAUCACAAAACGGGCGACGGGCCGCGACGCAGAGGCAUCUCUCGGGGACCUUCGCUUUGGUGACAAGCGAGAUAUUCUGGUACAGCUCGUCAUCAUACCGGAUACGUCAUCGCAGGAGCAGCUUCCCCAGGACCCCUGGGACAACAUCGUCUCGGGGCUCGAGGCACUGGGAGGGUCGAUGGACCAAGACGAGCAAAGGGCAGUUUCGGUGGAGGAGGUCCCACUAAUCCAAGCCGAGAUCAGCUGGGGCGACAUCCUCCGAGACGGGUCGUCACAGCACACACGACCCAGCCUCCUGGCCAUCACCAUGCUCCCGGCGGCGAACUCGAAGAAACCGUGGGGCAACACGCCACCGAUCCCCCCGCACCCACACAUCGUGCAGCGGCGGAUGGAGUUGCUGACCUCGGAUAUGCUGACCCGCGCCCUCACGCUGGUCAGCCGCGGCCAGCACGACCGCGCGCACACGCUCCUAAACGAGACCCGCUCCAUCCUCAAGGGUCUCGGGAAAGGCGGCCUGCCCCCCGUUCCACCGGCAACUUCCUCCAACAAGUCGCAGCCGUCGACGCCCCACCCAGGCGGCCCGGAAGGGUCCCCCACCGUGUCCGGGACCCCAGACCGCAAGAACACGCCGUCGCCCACAUCAGCUACCCACCCACACCACCCCUCCUCAGGCGGCCUCGGCGCCCCCUUCCCGCCCACCUCAUCACUGGCCCGGAGCCGGUCCAACGACGCGCUCGGCGCCAUGGGCGGCAUGGGUGGCGCCGCGGCGGGCAUCGACGCGGCGACGGUGGCGGCGCUCGACGCCGAGCUCGAGGCCAGCCUCGAGUGGAUCAGCCACCCGGCCGUCUUUGGCCGCGACAGCCGCAAGGCCGUCCUGCAGGCCAUCGGCGUCGUGAGCUCCCAGCGUGCUUUCACCUUCCGCACGCCCGUGGAGGGCCUGUGGGCGGGGCGUAUUGGCGGGGUCAGGAGGUUGACGGAGAGGAGUAGGGAGUGGAGGGCGGAUGGGGCCGGGGAAGGCGGGAUUACGGAGGAGGCGUGA
Chaetomium globosum CBS 148.51 is the source of this 3240-nucleotide messenger RNA. RefSeq lists its product as uncharacterized. The coding region runs from base 1 to 3240 and encodes 1079 amino acids. NCBI's taxonomy places the organism in Eukaryota, Fungi, Ascomycota, Sordariomycetes, Sordariales, Chaetomiaceae. The transcript is spliced from 4 exons. The record is from RefSeq and is a predicted model, not a curated record.